Messenger RNA from Lentinula edodes (shiitake mushroom), 1528 nucleotides. RefSeq names its product P-loop containing nucleoside triphosphate hydrolase protein. Gene Ontology annotation, biological process: rRNA processing. Gene Ontology annotation, cellular component: cytoplasm; ribonucleoprotein complex; nucleus. The coding region runs from base 57 to 1526 and encodes 489 amino acids. Lineage: Eukaryota; Fungi; Basidiomycota; Agaricomycetes; Agaricales; Omphalotaceae. The transcript has 11 exons. Gene Ontology annotation, molecular function: RNA helicase activity; ATP binding; RNA binding. The record is from RefSeq and is a predicted model, not a curated record.
CUUGAUUCUUGAGCUCACACCACCACUACACUACAUCACUGCGCUAGAAUACGAAAAUGUCCUACAAUAGCCAUCACAGCUAUAGCAGUACUUGGGGAGACUCAGACAAAAUGAGUAAUUUGGGUGCUGGUCUUCACUCUGUAGAUUGGAGUCGCACAACCUUGGAACAUUUCGAGAAAAAUUUUUACCUUGAAGACAAACGAGUUUCAGCACGUAGCGAAAGGGAAAUCGAGGAGUUUCGUCGUUCCAAGGAAAUCAAGAUACAAGGUCGCAAUGUUCCCAGGCCUGUAACCUCUUUCUCAGAAGCAGGAUUUCCUGAAUACCUCAUGGCAUCCAUCCGAGCUCAAGGCUUCAAGGAGCCAACUCCCAUUCAGUGUCAAGCUUGGCCUAUGGCCCUCAGCGGCCGUGAUGUCAUCGCCAUAGCUCAAACUGGGAGCGGAAAGACCAUUUCUUUUGCCCUUCCUGCAAUGUUACACAUCAAUGCUCAACCGCUUCUUGCGCCUGGAGACGGACCCAUCGCACUAGUUUUGGCACCGACUCGGGAAUUGGCUGUUCAAAUUCAACAAGAAUGCACCAAAUUUGGCUCCAACUCUCGGAUUCGCAAUACCGCUAUCUAUGGUGGCGCUCCCAAAGGUCCUCAAAUCAGAGAUCUUCAGAGAGGGGUUGAGAUAGUCAUUGCCACCCCCGGCCGUCUGAUAGAUAUGCUGGAAACUGGGAAAACCAAUCUUCGCCGGGUCACCUACUUGGUGAUGGAUGAAGCCGAUCGCAUGCUGGACAUGGGCUUCGAGCCUCAAAUACGGCGCAUUGUUUCGCAGAUAAGACCAGAUAGACAAACAUUGAUGUUCAGUGCAACAUGGCCAAAGGAUGUUCAAAAGCUCGCGAGCGAUUUUCUUCACGAUAUGAUUCAAUGCAAUGUUGGAUCCAUGGACCUUACCGCAAAUCACAAUAUUGAGCAAAUAAUUGAUGUUUGCAGUGAAUUCGAGAAACGCAACAAACUCAUCAGCCAUUUAGAGAAGAUCAGCGCCGAAAAUGCUAAGGUUCUCAUAUUUGUGGCCACUAAACGUGUGGCCGAUGAAAUCACCAAGUAUCUUCGUCAAGACGGAUGGCCUGCUCUCGCUAUUCAUGGCGACAAAGAACAGCGCGAGCGAGAUUGGGUUCUUGGUGAAUUCAAGGCUGGUCGGUCACCAAUUCUCAUCGCCACGGAUGUUGCAUCCCGUGGGCUCGAUGUGAAGGACGUCGGUUACGUCAUUAACUAUGACUUCCCAAACAACUGUGAAGAUUAUGUACAUCGCGUUGGUCGUACAGGACGAGCAGGGAAGAAGGGGACUUCGUUCACCUAUUUCACUACAGAAAAUGCUAGAUCCGCUCGGGAAUUAAUUUCCAUCCUCAGGGAAGCGAAGUCCGUGGUUCCGCCUGAGUUGGAAGAAAUGGCGAUGCUUGGAGGGGGUGGCGGCAAAGGUAAGUCCUCACAAAUUGGUUGCCCACUAUCAAUGGACUGGUCGUCUAGGUCGAUACAACAGUGGUAGAG